This is a messenger RNA of Hipposideros armiger (great roundleaf bat), 1954 nucleotides long. RefSeq names its product cyclin dependent kinase 1 (gene CDK1). NCBI's taxonomy places the organism in Eukaryota, Metazoa, Chordata, Mammalia, Chiroptera, Hipposideridae. Gene Ontology annotation, biological process: protein phosphorylation; mitotic G2 DNA damage checkpoint signaling; G2/M transition of mitotic cell cycle. The transcript has 8 exons. Gene Ontology annotation, molecular function: ATP binding; cyclin-dependent protein serine/threonine kinase activity. Bases 156 to 1049 code for a protein of 297 amino acids. The record is from RefSeq and is a predicted model, not a curated record. Gene Ontology annotation, cellular component: nucleus.
AGCCGCCGUUUUCUUUUUCUUUCGCGCUUUAGCCACCGGAGAAGUCCCGCCCAAGCGUGAUUGGGCUCUGAUUGGCUCCUUUGAAAGUCUACGGGCCACCUCAUUGGUGAACCCGGGACCCUUUAGAGCGCAUCUACCAUACCUAUUGAUUAACUAUGGAAGACUAUACCAAAAUAGAGAAAAUUGGAGAAGGUACCUAUGGAGUUGUGUAUAAGGGCAGACACAAAACUACAGGUCAAGUGGUAGCCAUGAAGAAAAUCAGACUAGAAAGUGAAGAGGAAGGGGUUCCUAGUACUGCAAUUCGGGAAAUUUCUCUAUUAAAAGAACUUCGUCAUCCAAAUAUAGUCAGUCUUCAAGAUGUGCUUAUGCAGGAUUCCAGGUUAUAUCUCAUCUUUGAAUUCCUUUCCAUGGAUCUAAAGAAAUACUUGGAUUCUAUCCCUCCUGGUCAGUUCAUGGAUUCUUCACUUGUUAAGAGUUAUUUGUACCAAAUCCUACAAGGGAUUGUGUUUUGUCACUCUAGAAGAGUUCUACACAGAGACUUAAAACCUCAAAAUCUAUUGAUUGAUGACAAAGGAACAAUUAAACUGGCCGAUUUUGGUCUUGCCAGAGCUUUUGGAAUACCUAUUAGAGUAUAUACACAUGAGGUAGUAACACUUUGGUAUAGAUCUCCAGAAGUAUUGCUGGGGUCAGCUCGCUAUUCGACUCCAGUUGACAUUUGGAGUAUAGGCACCAUAUUUGCGGAAUUAGCAACGAAGAAACCACUUUUCCAUGGGGAUUCAGAAAUCGAUCAACUCUUCAGAAUUUUCAGAGCUUUGGGUACCCCUAACAAUGAAGUGUGGCCAGAAGUGGAGUCUUUACAGGACUAUAAGAAUACAUUUCCCAAGUGGAAACCUGGAAGCCUAGCAUCCCAUGUCAAAAACUUGGAUGAAAAUGGCUUGGAUCUGCUCUCGAAAAUGUUAGUCUAUGAUCCUGCCAAACGAAUUUCUGGCAAAAUGGCACUGAAUCAUCCAUAUUUUAAUGAUUUGGACAAUCAGAUUAAGAAGAUGUAGCUUUCUGACAAAGAGUUUCCAUGUGUUGUAUCAAGAACAUAGUUAUAUUUUUACUGUCAACUCUAUUUUUGUCUUGUGUAUCUUUCUUUUCUUUGUUGUAAAACUUAAGCUGCACUUCAUCUAAUUUUGAAAGUUGUAACUUAAAAAUGUAAAUAUUGUUCUAUAUGAAUUUAAAUAUAAUUCUGUAUUAUAUAUGUGUGUAGAUCCCACUGUAACAACUAUUUGUUACUAUAAUAAAACUAUAAAUCUAAUAUUGAUGUCAGGAAUGGGGAAAAUUUUGAGUUAGCUUAAAUUAUCUCAAACUUUACAGCAGUCUGGUUUUCUUCCUGUAGUUGGAACUACUAAAAUGGAUGAAAGUGUACUAAGUUCAAAGUUGAUAAUGCUUUGAAGUAUUUGUAUGUUCUGAAUGUUUAAAUUUUCUUGUCAGUGUCUUGCCAUGUGGUAACUAUAGAACCUGCCUAAAGAUAAAUGUUUUCCUACUGGUAUUUCAAUUUGUGACCUAAAUGUUUAAGCAUUCAGAAUGAGAAAACUAUCCAAAAUGAGAAAUAAUGUUAAAUUUAUAGAGAUUUUCAGUAACUUAAAAAACUAGCAUUAGAGCAUGCCAAAGUUUGCUAAGUUUUACAGUCAAAGAUCAAGGGCUGUCCACAGCAGGGAAGAACAGUUUCGAGAAUUUAUGACCCUCCUAUUUUUAGGUAGGUUAUCAAAGCUGUUUGUCUAGUUGAAUUCUUAUGCCUUGGUCAGAAGUAAUAACUACACAGAGGAGUUACUUAUCAUAGCUUUCAAUUGUAACUUUAAAACUUUAUUUGCAAAUUUUGACAUAGUGUUUAUUAGCAGCCUUAGAAGGUUCCAAUGUAUAAGUAUUUAGCUAAAAUCACUAUAACUUUGGGAAUUAAAUUGUUUAAUAA